Molecule: messenger RNA, 3154 nt
Organism: Parasteatoda tepidariorum (common house spider)
Lineage: Eukaryota; Metazoa; Arthropoda; Arachnida; Araneae; Theridiidae
Gene: Nedd4
Product: E3 ubiquitin-protein ligase Nedd4
Biological process (GO): regulation of dendrite morphogenesis; protein ubiquitination; ubiquitin-dependent protein catabolic process
Cellular component (GO): cytoplasm
Molecular function (GO): ubiquitin protein ligase activity; sodium channel inhibitor activity; protein binding
Source: RefSeq, a predicted model, not a curated record
AAGCAUUUCGCUGUGCUAGUGACGUCACUUUUAUUUUUUUUUCUUUGCGUAAUGAGUAAUCAUUGUAGUAAACAAAGUGUUUAUAUAUGCUUAACCUGAUAUUUUAGAACUAUAAAAUAAAUAAUUACAAAAUUAGGAUUAUAAAAGACGGUCGAUUUUAAACCAGUAUUUGAAAUUUAAUUACUUCAUUUAAAAAAAUAAUUUCUGGAUGUCUUGCAGUCUGUCACCAAGAGGGUGUGAAUCAGAACUGAUACGAGAUUUUUAAAAAGACCUGUAUUGCGAAGUUUUUGUGCAACAAAUCAUCUAUUUUCUGAUGUGUCCGGAAAGUUAUAGUCCAGAUUAUAAUAUUUUUUUACAACUAAACGUUUAGUGAAAUUUUAAUUAGAAUUUAUUGUAUGGCGGAGGCAGCAACUUCCGAAUAUAAUGGAUUUGUUGAAAAUCAAACAUCGGAGAAUGAUUCCCAAGAUGAAGGACCCACCAGAUUGCUUCGGUUGAAAAUUAAAGCUGGUCACAACUUGGCCAAAAAAGAUAUAUUUGGAGCAAGUGAUCCCUACGUGCGUAUUGAUGUUGUACAGAGCGAUAAGGAUACAGUCAUAGAAACCUUCUGCACACGUACAAAAAAACGGACUUUGAAUCCUGUGUGGGAUGAAGAAUUUAUUUUCAAGGUCAACCCCAACAAUACUUUAAAAAUUGAAGUCUUUGAUGAAAAUAGAUUAACUCGGGAUGAUUUCCUGGGAUUGGUAGAACUCCCGCUUAAAUACAUUCCAAGUGAAAGACCUGGCCGGACCAUCACCACAAAGUUUUACAUAUUGAGGCCUAGAAGUACAAAAUCGAGAGUGAAAGGCCACCUAGAAAUAUACCAUGCAUAUACCCCAGGAUCCCAAGAUGAAGAAGAUAACACCAGUCAACAAGAAAGUGAAGCUGGCUGGGAAAUGGUGAACGCCGAAGAAGGUGGUAUCAAUGAGGAGACGCCGUCGACUCCAACUAAUGUGCCUGCUCAUCCGUCCAAUCACUCUCCCCUUCCCCCGGGCUGGGAGGAGAGACAAGAUGCCAAUGGCCGAACAUACUAUGUCAAUCAUGCUGCAAGAACAACACAAUGGGAGAGACCGACAGGUUCUACCCAUGUUGUGGAAGAGGCUCAACAGAGGAGUAUAGAAUCAGCACAAGAAUUUCGUCGGCGUGUUCACAUUAGUGUAGACCACAGUGAUGAUUCAGCACCUUCAGAAGUAGAUCAUCCGAGGGAUAACACAGAAAUUAUAAGAAAUAUGCUGGAAGCCCAAAGAGUGGAUCCCAGUAGUAGGCGUCAUUCUAUGCCUGUUGCAAGCCUAAGUCGACAGAGUAGCUCAAACCAGGCAAGUUCUGAGGGACUCCCUGCAGGCUGGUCCAUGCAAGUUGCUCCAAACGGACGUGUAUUUUACAUUGAUCACAACUCUAAAACAACAACUUGGGUUGAUCCUAGAACAGGUAAACCUAGUGUUUUACCAAACCAGAGCAAUGUGCCAAAUCGGCCUCGUUUUAGCAGUGUUGAUGAUCUGGGACCAUUGCCUGAAGGAUGGGAAGAACGUUUCCAUACAGAUGGUAGAAUAUUUUUUAUUGACCAUAAUUCUAGAGUCACACAAUGGGAAGACCCUAGGCUAAACAAUCCAAAUAUAGCUGGACCAGCUGUUCCUUAUUCACGAGACUACAAAAGAAAAUAUGAAUAUCUGAAAUCUAAACUUCCUAAACCAGCGAAUGUGUCUGGCAAGUUUGAGCUGAAGGUGAGUCGAGCAAACAUUCUGGAGGACUGUUACAGAAUCAUCAGUGCUGUCACCAGGGUGGAACUGUUGAGGACAAAAUUGUGGGUGGAGUUUGAUGGAGAGGAAGUCCUCGAUUAUGGUGGUGCCUCCAGAGAAUUGUUUUUCCUUCUUUCAAAAGAAAUGUUUAACCCUUACUAUGGAUUAUUUGAAUACUCCGCUGUAGAUAAUUACACCUUGCAAAUCAAUCCUGCUUCUGGAGUUUGUAAUGAAGAGCAUAUAUCUUACUUUAAGUUUAUUGGAAGGGUAGCAGGCAUGGCUGUAUAUCAUGGAAAACUCCUCGAUUCUUUCUUUAUUCGUCCUUUUUAUAAGAUGAUGCUUGGGAAACCUAUUAGCCUUAAAGACAUGGAAUCAGUGGAUUCUGAGUAUUAUAAUUCACUGUUAUGGAUUAUGGAAAAUGAUCCUGCUGACUUGGACUUAAGGUUUUCCAUAGACGAAGACUUGUUUGGGCAGAUGCAGCAGAGAGAUUUGAAACCAAAUGGUAGUGAAAUCCCAGUGACUCAGGAGAACAAAAUGGAAUACAUCAACUUGGUGAUCCAAUGGAGGUUUGUGUCGAGGAUCGAACAGCAGAUGAAUUCUUUUCUGGAAGGUUUUGGUGAAGUCGUCCCCAUGCAUCUCAUCAAACUCUUUGAUGAGAAUGAAUUGGAACUCUUGAUGUGCGGAAUUGGAAAGAUAGACGUGAGGGAUUGGAAAUCCAAUACUGUGUAUAAAGGCAGCUACCAUGCAAACCACAUUGUCAUACAGUGGUUCUGGAGGAUGGUGAUGUCGUUCUCAAACGAAAUGAGGGCCAGGCUGUUACAGUUUGUGACUGGUACAUCUCGUGUACCCAUGAAUGGCUUCAAGGAGUUGUACGGCAGUAAUGGGCCACAAUUAUUCACCAUUGAAAAGUGGGGAACAACUGGUGACUUGCCAAGAUCACACACCUGUUUCAACAGACUAGACCUCCCGCCCUAUGACAGCUACCAAGAAUUACGUGACAGACUCAUAAAAGCAAUCGAAGGAUCCGAAACAUUUGGUGGUGUCGAUUAAAGACUGUAAAUAUAUUUCUUUUCUCCAAAAGUGUGCCUACAUUAAGCUCAACACUGGCUCUGUGUGUAAAAAAUAUUGGAUUCCCAAUCCAUUUUUAUUUAAGCUGCAAUAUAUUACAAAUUUAGCAAAUUUUUUCUUUUAUUUAUUUUCCUCCACUUUGAUUCCAUAUGUAGUGUGUGUGCAUGUUUUGUGCUUUAAAUUCAAAUUUUUUUUGUUACUCAAACACUGAAUAAAAGUUUCACCUUUACAGGGCUGAUUGCGCUCCGGAAAAACUCCGGAUUUUUCGCUAACAGUAAUCCGGAAGUUUCCGGAGAUCGAAGUUCCUCACGUUU